CCGGCGCCAUGGCCGGCAUCGUCGUCGCGGCCGUCUUCGUGCUUGCCGGCGCCGCUGUCGGCGCCUGGUUCGCACUGCGCCGCCGCGCCCGCCGGCCCGUCGAGCACAUCACGCCCAGCGCGGCCAAGCAGCACAUGGUCUCGCUGCCGCACAGCGCCGUCACGCAGCCUGGCCGUCCCGCGUCCGUGUCCUCGACGCUCGGUUCCGACGGCGAGAAGAGCGCGUGCAAGUCGCUCGACCUCAACCGCCUCUCCUACGGCGCCUCGGGCAGCGACUCGUCGCGCGGGCCGUCGCCGCAGCCCGGCGCCGUGGCGGACAGCGUCAAGCAGGCGCGCCGGCGCAGCGCGUCGAUCAGCGACAAGCUGCCGCGCCUGCAGCGCCGCAUCUCGGACGCCUCCAUCGCGCCGGCCGCCUCGACGCUGCGCCAGCUCGGCCGCAAGCUCUCCAGCUCGUCUGUCACCGACGGCCUGCGCGCGCUGCGCGACGACCUCAAGGCCAAGGGCUCGGGCAGCGUCGUCGACCGCGACGCGCUGCCGCUCACGUCGUCCGACAGCCGUGCCGGCUCCGACGCCGGCCACGGCGGCGAGUUCAGCGCCUCGCCCAGCUUCUUCGUCGACGGCCUGAGCAACGAGUACAACUUUGUGCCCACCAUCGUCUCGGCCGCACCGCCGACGCAGCUCGAGCUGGCACGCGCCGAGCUCGGCCACGGCCUGCGCCGCACCGGCAGCACGGGCACGAAUCGCAGCACUACGCGCCGCCCCGUGCCGCGCUGGGAGCCCGAGAGCGACGGCUCGCCCUUCUGAUUGUCUCCUCUCCCGCUGCGUCUGUGUAUACCUGCGCCGUGCUGCGCCCUCGUCACCCGUGUCACCAAAUGUACAUCAUUCCUGCU
Molecule: messenger RNA, 889 nt
Organism: Tilletiopsis washingtonensis
Lineage: Eukaryota; Fungi; Basidiomycota; Exobasidiomycetes; Entylomatales
Exons: 2
Coding region: 9-803 (264 amino acids)
Source: RefSeq, a predicted model, not a curated record